This is a messenger RNA of Vigna unguiculata (cowpea), 928 nucleotides long. RefSeq lists its product as uncharacterized. The record is from RefSeq and is a predicted model, not a curated record. Lineage: Eukaryota; Viridiplantae; Streptophyta; Magnoliopsida; Fabales; Fabaceae.
UCAUUGUCUUUUCAUUUUUCCUUUCCACACUCAAGAUAACCAUUAACACAAAUAUAUAUCCUCACACAACACCCCACAAUAUUCUGAGCUUAACCCGAUUAAGUAAUCACACUAUGGACAAAAACAAUGGCUCAAACUCUUCUGUGUGCAACAAAAUCCGUCAAGCACUUGCAAGCAACCUUGCUGUUCGAACCGUUCAACGCAUCACAAGCUUCAAUCAAGAACCUAAACCACUCACCAAACAUCCAAAAACACCUUCUUCCAUCACUAACAUUCCUAUCCAAAACAAACCACACUCGAAUCAUAAGGCUCACAGACAAGGACCAGGAUCAGGAUCAGGAGCAGUUCCAAUAAAGCUUGAUCACUCAGCAGUCUCAAGUGCAGCAAAAGGUGCAGAAAGAGCAAACAAAGUUGCUAUAAAAGGUGAGCCUCAUGCACAGCGUGUUCCCAUGCAAGGGUAUAAACAACAGGGUCAUGGGGUGCUCUCAGAAUCACCACAUGGUAAGAAAAUUGACAUCAAUGACCAUUUCAAAGAUUUCAUUCAACAAACGAGGGAGAAAAUGAUGAGAAGCAUGACGAACAUUGGUUGGGGUCAGAACAACCAUGCGGCUGCACCAGAUCAUGAGCCUCAGCAUGGUAGCCACAAAAAUGAAAGCCAUUUUUCUGACUUUAUUCAGCGCGCUAGGAAGAAGCUCAGAACUACAACUACUGUUCGAAAGAAUAAUUACACGAAGAAAGAGUGAGAGUCUGAAUAUUGAAGAAGCUUGAUCAGUAAGUAGUAUUGCUGGUGUGGUGUGGUGUGGUAAAUUAUGAGUUCAGGCCAUCCCUUAUCGGGAUAUGCAUGCAUGAUAUUUCUUUCUUAUAUAUAUGUUGAACUCUUAAUACAUUGAUCUAUAUUUUGAAUUCAGUUAAAUAUUCUCUAUAAAAA